AAAGCCGGAAGGGGAACGAGGGCCUCUGCGGAGAGGGGUUGGCAAAAAUGACAACGUUAGUGCUGGAUAACGGAGCCUACAACGCCAAAAUCGGCUACAGCCAUGAAAAUGUCUCGGUUAUUCCUAACUGUCAGUUCAGAUCAAAAACAGCUCGUCUCAAAACAUUUACUGCUAACCAGAUAGAUGAGAUAAAAGACCCCUCUGGCCUGUUUUACAUCCUUCCAUUUCAGAAGGGCUACUUGGUGAAUUGGGAUGUUCAAAGACAAGUUUGGGAUUACCUUUUUGGAAAAGAAAUGUAUCAGGUUGAUUUUAUUGACACUAAUGUUAUCAUCACAGAACCAUAUUUUAACUUCACUUCAAUUCAAGAAUCAAUGAAUGAAAUUCUGUUUGAAGAAUACCAGUUUCAAGCAGUAUUAAGAGUGAACGCUGGCGCUCUCAGUGCACAUAGAUACUUCCGAGAUAAUCCUUCCGAAUUAUGCUGUAUCAUUGUAGAUAGUGGAUAUUCCUUUACGCAUAUCGUUCCUUAUUGUAGAAGUAAAAAGAAAAAAGAAGCCAUUAUAAGGAUAAAUGUGGGAGGGAAACUCCUAACAAAUCAUCUAAAGGAGAUCAUAUCUUACAGGCAGCUACAUGUUAUGGAUGAAACACAUGUGAUUAACCAAGUGAAAGAAGAUGUCUGCUAUGUGUCUCAGGAUUUUUAUAGAGACAUGGAUAUUGCGAAAUUGAAAGGAGAAGAAAAUACAGUAAUGAUAGACUAUGUUUUACCUGAUUUCAGUACAAUUAAAAAGGGCUUUUGUAAGCCAAGGGAAGAGAUGGUGUUAAGUGGAAAAUAUAAAUCUGGAGAACAGAUUCUUCGCCUGGCCAAUGAGAGAUUUGCUGUUCCAGAAAUACUCUUUAAUCCUUCUGAUAUUGGAAUUCAAGAGAUGGGAAUCCCAGAAGCUAUUGUCUAUUCAAUUCAGAAUUUACCUGAAGAAAUGCAGCCACACUUUUUUAAGAACAUCGUUUUGACAGGAGGAAAUUCCCUUUUCCCAGGAUUUAGAGACCGAGUUUACUCGGAAGUUCGAUGUCUUACUCCAACAGAUUACGAUGUCUCUGUGGUGCUCCCCGAAAACCCUAUAACUUAUGCCUGGGAAGGUGGAAAGUUGAUCUCUGAGAAUGAUGAUUUCGAAGAUAUGGUGGUCACAAGAGAAGAUUACGAAGAAAAUGGACAUAGCAUCUGCGAAGAGAAAUUUGACAUUUAAGAAACAUUUCCAAAUGAAAGUGUUGACUACUUGUGACCACAAGGAUUUCAUUUCUGUGUUCUUUUUAAAGAAACAUUAAGAAUUUGUGUUAUCUCUCAUCCAAAGAUAAAGUCUGAAAUUUAUAUAAUCUCUUUGAUCCAUGGCUAAUCAUCAAAGGUUUCUUAAGUGGGUUUUUAUAGUAGACUCUCAUAUUUUCAUUUAGGAGCCAGAAUGCCAUAACAAUGAUUAUCCUGUUUCUGUGAGUAUAUUCUUUCAUUGGAAAGUGAAAGAGUAAAUGCAUUUUAAUUCUGUGUAGCAGAAAGUAUAAACUUAGCUCUUUUGUUGGCCACUUUUCCGUAGAAGGUAAUUUUGUGUCACUAAUAGAAAUUGGUCAAAUCGGUGUUUUCAAGUCGAUAGGACUUCUGUCUCUUAGAGGCUGUUUUAAAACUGUCACUUAUAUUUAUACACACUUAAGCUGGAAAAACUACUCUUAGGUGUGUUUAAUGUCUUUUGUAUUUUAUUAAAUUUAAAGUAAGUUUGAAAAGGUGGAUACUGAAGCCAAUUCAAGUGUUUUUUGGGGGGUUGUAGAGAGAGCUUAAGGAAAUGGAGCAUAUGUUUUGCAUGAAGGGAGCCCCUGCUUUGAUCCCUGAGCACCGGGCUGGGCAUCACCCCUGAGUACCACUGAGUGUAGCCCAAAACCUGAAAAUAAAUGAAUGAAGUAUU
Messenger RNA from Sorex araneus (European shrew), 1940 nucleotides. RefSeq names its product actin related protein 6 (gene ACTR6). Gene Ontology annotation, molecular function: nucleosome binding. The transcript is spliced from 11 exons. Gene Ontology annotation, cellular component: Swr1 complex. The coding region runs from base 48 to 1238 and encodes 396 amino acids. Lineage: Eukaryota; Metazoa; Chordata; Mammalia; Eulipotyphla; Soricidae. The record is from RefSeq and is a predicted model, not a curated record.